AUGCGCCCCCCGCCCGCGCUGGCCCUGGCCGCGCUCUGCCUGCUGGCGCUGCCCGCCGCCGCCGCCGCCUACUUCGGCCUGACCGGGCAGGAGGUCCUGACACCCUUCCCAGGGCUGGGCACCGCUGCGGCCCCAGCACAGAGCGGGGCCCACCUGAAGCCGUGUGACCUGCUGAAGCUGUCCCGCCGACAGAAACAGCUCUGCCGGAGGGAGCCCGGCCUGGCCGAGACCCUGCAGGACGCUGCUCACCUCAGCCUGCUCGAGUGCCAGUUUCAGUUCCGACAUGAGCGCUGGAACUGCAGUCUGGAGGGGAGGACAGGCCUGCUCAAGAGAGGUUUCAAGGAGACGGCCUUCCUGUAUGCAAUGUCCUCCGCUGCCCUCACCCACACUCUGGCCCGGGCCUGCAGCGCCGGGCGCAUGGAGCGCUGCACCUGUGAUGAUUCUCCGGGCCUGGAGAGCCGGCAGGCCUGGCAGUGGGGCGUGUGCGGCGACAACCUCAAGUACAGCACCAAGUUCCUGAGCAACUUCCUGGGGCCCAAGAGAGGAAGCAAAGACCUGAGGGCACGGGCGGACGCUCACAACACCCACGUGGGCAUCAAGGCAGUGAAGAGUGGCCUCAGGACCACAUGUAAGUGCCACGGUGUGUCGGGCUCCUGUGCCGUGCGCACCUGCUGGAAGCAGCUCGCCCCGUUCCGCGAGACGGGCCAGGCGCUAAAACUGCGUUAUGACUCAGCUGUCAAGGUGUCCAGUGCCACCAACGAGGCCUUGGGCCGCCUGGAGCUGUGGGCGCCCGCCCGGCCAGGCAGCCCCACCAAGGGCCCGGCCCCGCGGCCCGGGGACCUGGUCUAUAUGGAAGACUCGCCCAGUUUCUGCCGGCCCAGCAAGUACUCGCCCGGCACGGCGGGCAGGGUGUGCUCCCGGGAGGCCAGCUGCAGCAGCCUGUGCUGCGGGCGGGGCUACGACACCCAGAGCCGCCUGGUGGCCUUCUCCUGCCACUGCCAGGUGCAGUGGUGCUGCUACGUGGAGUGCCAGCAGUGCGUGCAGGAGGAGCUCAUGUACACCUGCAAGCAUUAG
Molecule: messenger RNA, 1074 nt
Organism: Lynx canadensis (Canada lynx)
Lineage: Eukaryota; Metazoa; Chordata; Mammalia; Carnivora; Felidae
Gene: WNT9B
Product: Wnt family member 9B
Exons: 4
Coding region: 1-1074 (357 amino acids)
Biological process (GO): neuron differentiation; cell fate commitment; canonical Wnt signaling pathway
Cellular component (GO): extracellular region
Molecular function (GO): cytokine activity; frizzled binding
Source: RefSeq, a predicted model, not a curated record